Plectropomus leopardus (leopard coralgrouper) is the source of this 6535-nucleotide messenger RNA. NCBI's taxonomy places the organism in Eukaryota, Metazoa, Chordata, Actinopteri, Perciformes, Serranidae. The record is from RefSeq and is a predicted model, not a curated record.
UUGACUCGCAUGGUUGUGUCUACCCGUUACAGCCUGGUAUAAGUGAAAGCCAGCCCGCUUUCAGUAGCACGGACCAAAGUUAUCCCGGAAUAAGGACAGCACGCAUGUGCCGUCAACCCGGAUGUAGAUAUUUUUGUUCGCGUCUGUUCCCCAUCUCGACAAGUUAUAACAAAUUUGCUCUUAAUCAUAAAUUAUAUACCUUAAAGCUUCUGCCAGUCUAAACCAAACCGGGUUAACCUGGCGUGACAUGGAUGUCACAGCAGCUCCACAACAGCCCGAAGAGCUGCACUUUGAUUCACGACUGUAACUUAUACAGGAUGGACUUCCGCGGCAGGAGGCACGAGCGAGGCAGCAACUGGACGGACCCGGAGAUCGUGGAGCUGCUGCAGCUGUGGUCCGAUGAGUCGGUGCAGAUUGAGCUGGAGAGCUCGUUGCGCAACCAGCGCGUGUUUGACCGCAUAGCUCAUAUCUUGCGCGAAAAGGGUAUUUACCGCACCGGUGACCAGUGCAGGGAGAAGAUCAAGAAGAUGAAGCUGGAGUACCGCCGCAUCAAGGACAACCACAAAAUGAGGUCCUGGAAGUUUUAUGAUGUGAUGGACAGGGUGCUGGCGAACCGGCCGGCUAUUACUUACUCCUCCCUGGGCGGAGCUGUCAUAGCUCAACAGGUGUUUCAGAGCCCCGGCGGGCCUGACGCAUACCUGCAAGGAGCCCCAGCAGGCACCUUUGGUCCUGCGUCCACAGGUGGGUUUCUGUUCGGUCAGCCGCCGAAAACAGGAGAUCCGCUGGAUAUUAAAUGUGAAGACGUUGAGGAGAGCAUGCUGAACUCAGGUGUUGCUCCUGAGAUGUACUAUGGAUCUGGGGAUGACCAGGAAACUGAUGGGCAGUCUCUACUGGGCGCAGAUGACUCACUGGGCCGAGGAGAGAGCUCAACAAAUGCAAGAAUCUCACCUUCAGGUUUUAGUGACCUGAACAUUACCAGUUCUGCCACAGCUGCCACCCAGGCUGCUGGUGGUCUUGUGCCACAGGACACAUGUGAGCAACCCAGUAAGAAGACGUCUCACCCCCCAACAUCUGUGAGACAGAGGAAACGUCGCCUGGGUGGCAAAACAUCCUGGGGCCAUGGGGGUGCUAGAUGCAGCAGUCAGAAGAGUUUGGAUAAAACCUUAGCCAGCUUCCUAAGCUGGCAGCAGUCAGCAGAGGAGCGCCUCCUCUCCCUGGAGGAGGCGCGGCUGGAGAGAGAGCUGCAGGCUGAGGAGCGCAGGGAGCAGCAGGAGGAGAGGAGGGCAGAACAGGAGCGCCAGCAUGAGCUCCGCCUGUUCAGCAUGCUCACGGGGGCAUUAGUUGCCGUCAGACAGGGUGCUUCGACGGCUGCGACAACACCGGCUGACCCCUCCUCCUCACCCCUGCCUCAUCUGUCAGCGUCACUGAUGACUGCAGCCGCCCCCUCUGUCUCAUCAUCUUUAUCUCAGCCACUUUCAGAAGCUCCCACUACACAGGCUGUUUCCACGCAGGAGACAAUAAAGUCAACGCCGCCUACAUCUGUCAAAGCCUGCAAAAUGUCUCAGAUCAUUUUGGGAACACUCAAAGGAGUAGGAACUCUCGGCCCAAGUGCGUACCUGUCCAACCGUGGCAACAGCAUCCGACAGCAUCAAGGUAUACUCCAGGAGGGUUAUACCCAUUAUGGGAUGGACCGACACCAUGACACAGAUAACCCUGAUGGUAUAAUCAACAUGGGAACCAGUGAGAACAAACUGUGCUAUGAUCUUCUUCAUAAACGCCUCACCAAGCCUGACAUGCUACAUGUUGACCCAUCGUUGUUGCAGUAUUCAGACUGGAGGGGACACACAUUCCUCAGAGAGGAAGUUGCAAAGUUUCUGACUCACUACUGCUGUUCUCCAAACCUGCUGAAAGCUGACAACGUUGUGGUGACAAAUGGCUGUGGCUCCCUCUUCUCGUGUAUUGCUGCAGUAAUUUGUGACCCGAAAGAUGCCAUUCUCAUUCCUACUCCUUUCUACGGUGUUAUCACUGAGGAUCUACAUUUGUAUAGUGGUGUCAAACUCUUCCAUAUCCCUCUUGACUGUGAGAUCAGCGGCAGUGACAGUCGACCCUUCCAACUUACUGUUGGCAAACUAGAGGAAGGUCUGCAAAAGGCUAAACAAGAGGGUUUAACCAUCCGAGGUGUGAUACUUAUGAACCCCCACAACCCUCUGGCUGAGAUCUACACCCUGAAAGAGAUGAUUGCCUUCUUGGAGUUCGCCAAAAGACAUGAGCUCCAUGCUAUCGUCGAUGAAGUGUACAUGCUGACAGUCUUUGAUGAAUCUGCCGCCUUUCACAGUGUCCUCAGUGCAGACAGUUUGCCCGACCCACAGAGGACGCAUGUAAUGUGGGGGUUGAGCAAGGACUUUGCAAUGGCAGGAAUCAGAAUAGGCACUCUCUAUACUGAGAACAGAGACCUGGUGGAGGCUUUGGCCCAGUUGGGUCCCUUCCACGGUAUCCCAGGAACCACCCAGCACCAGGUUGCACAAAUACUUCAGGAUAGAGAGUGGAUCAGCGAGGAAUUUUUGCCAGAGAACAGGUGCAGACUGAAAGCUGCUCACAGUUACUUGACAGGAGAGCUGCAGAGUUUGGGCAUCCCUUACCUGAACAGACCUGCUGGGCUGUAUGUUUGGGCUGACUUAAGAAAGUACCUCAGAGAGGCCUCGUUUGAGGAGGAGCUGUCUCUGUGGAGGCGUUUCCUCAGACACAAGGUGGUUUUGAGCUGCGGUCAGGCCUUCUCCUGCUCCGUGCCUGGCUGGUUCCGCAUUGUCUUCGCAGACCAACAGCAUCACCUUCAGCUCGGGCUGAAGCGAAUUAGAGAGGCCUUGAAAGAAAAUUAUGAAAAAAGCACAAGCCCCGAUUCACGCUCUAUCAAAGAAGCCAGUGAGGAGAGCAAAACACCAGAAAAAGAGGACAGUGCCGAUUCAGACAGUGCUGUGGUUGUCAAUUCAACAUCCUCACCCCAGAGCAAGUCAUCUGACCAGCUGAAGGAGAAGGAUAGCCCCGUUCCUGACACAGGCCCGCUGGCCACUGAGGAGUUAGUUUUGCUGGACUGCCAAGCAUCGAAGCCCGCAGACAGUCUGGACUCUCUGAUUGGCACACUCAGGCAGCAGAUCCACUCGUCUGAUUGGCUGGAGAAAAACACUCCAGAGCUGUCUGCUGGGGAGGACCCAGAGAUUCUUGAUGUAUUCAAGGCCCUGCUGCAAAGAGCCAGAAAGUAAGCUUAGGAUAAACAGGCACGAACAUAGCUGCCAGAUUUCAAGAGGCAGUUCUUCAGCAUCCUUCUUAGUCCCUGCGUUUAUAGUGAAAAGCUUGACACAAACACUUGACACAAGGUCACAUCUGAUGCCUAUUUCUGGGUGAAGAGGAAACGUUUAGCUGAGAGCAGGCUAAAGAGGAGAGAAGGAGAAAAGUAGGAAUGAAGGACAGGGCAGAGUCAUUUUCUAUCUGCAUCUUGAGGCCUUAUUUUUAAGCUGCUAAAGGGAGACGGCCUAGCCUUGUUUUUGUAAUCCAGACUGAAAGAUGUAUGUUUAUUUACUCGAACUCUAAAUGAAUGCCAAAUGUAAAUCAACCAAAAUCAGUCACACUUUCUUUUUAAAACAUUUUCAUUGUAAUCUGAAUUGUACAUCUCCAUUAUUUGGUCAUAUGCACUUUAUUUUAUCAGAAUGAAUAAAGAUAGAGCUAAAGGAAUUAAUUAUGAUGUAUUUAUGUGACAGUAAUCUUUUAUUUAGAGUACAUCUAAAUUUGUCAGUGAUCAUUUUUUUGACUUAAACAUGUUUAUGUUUUUAUUUAAAGAUAUCUGCUAUUUUGUACGAAACAUGCUCUGAAGGCAGAUCACUGUGACACUUUUCUAGAGCUUUGUUUUUGGUGGGCUGUAGGCACCCUUCCAUUGCAACAAAGCCAACAAAGUGGGCGGUACUGUUUGACGAAGAGGGGAGAUAUCUGAGGGCGAAGAUGACAUCAACCGCAUCACACUUUGCCCCGCUGUGAGAAACCGAGAGUGGGAUUUCCUUAAAUGUUUUGUCAUGGUGACUUGUUCACACCCCCCCCACACACUUUCUGCAUUUGACACAAACACAUAUCUCAGUGUUAUAUUGUGUCAACAGAGUAUCUCUAUAUUAUUAUUUAUUUUAGUUUUACUGUAAAUGCUAUUUUUUAUUCCUUGUUGCAUAAUGUGAGCUACACAAACUUCUGCUUCCUCAAAUAUUGAAUGGCCGUUAUGGGUGCUUUCACUUUCUGUACAGUGGAGAAUUCACGGGGAAAUUUAGCCACUGGCUGGGGGAGUUUCCAUUUCAGCAGAGGCGGAGUAAAUCUGAAGGGCUUGACUUGCAUGUGAGGGCUUGUGGACCUAAGCAGUACAAGUAGGAUGUUCAAGGUGUUUGUACAGCAGCCUAGUAUUUGUAUAGCAGUAAACUAGUGUAAAGUAGUGUAAACAUUGCUCUACCUGUACACACACUAACUUCACAGCUUUUCUCCACUGUACAACAACAAAGUGGUGUAGAAAUAUGAAGUUGCCGGAGCUGGGGGACUCGAUCAGUCGCUUCAGGUUCUCUCAGUCCUGUGUGGGGUUGGCUGGUUGCCUCUGUGUGUGCUAUGCAGUCUGGACACCGUACUGGCUGAAAGAAAGGGGACUCUGGGCAGAGUGGAAUGACACGGAAAGUGACCAGAUGAAUCGUAAAUAUGGCACAGUCUUCAACGCCCUGGAAGCAGAGAGAAUAUUUGGAGUUCUUUCCUUCCUCAUGGCUGUGAGCACUGCUGCUCUGUGUCUGGUGUUUGCCCUCUGCUGGACGUCUGACACGGUGCACUCCUACUCCAACACGCGCUCUCUCCUCAUGGCAGGACAGGCCCUCUACCCCACCACGCUCCUGCUGCUCACCAUGGCGUCCACAGGUUUCUUCUUCCUCCUCAGCUGGUCUAUCUUCACCUAUCACCACCGAGAAGAAAUCAAUCAGGACAUCUCCAGGCUCGGCUCCUCCUAUUGGCUCGGGGCUUUAGGUUGGGUCCUGCUGUUGGUCGUGGAGGGGAUUGUCUUUGUAGCUGAGCAAGCUGUUGUGCCUGACAUCCUGCCAGACUUAGAGAAAUCUGUGGAGUCAUGGCGGAUUGCCUCUCAACUAAAGGCCGCUAAACGCUCUUUCAGCGAUGGUUAUUACCCCUGUAACAGCCACAGAAACAUGGCUCCUGAGAGUCUUGAGUGGAGUUCAGAUAUGAGGACAUAACAGAGGAAAUGAAUGUGAAUGUGUAAGUUACACAUUAAUGCACACAGACUCGAUGAGAACCCAGCAAUCUCUCACUGCUUUACAGAUCUAUACAGCCAGACUGAGUAUUGAUUAACUGUGUUGGGAGUUAAGUGUUUGCCAGAGGAAUUAAGUCUGAAUUUUGAAAGUCUGAAGGACCCAGCUUUGUGAGGAGCUGAUCGUGGUGGUUAUCCUCCAGUUUGCUUUCAGUAUAGACUGAAAUGAAAUGAAAACACACUAAGAACCAACAACACUGGCUGGAAAACGGCCAAACAAAUGCAAGACGAGAACUGUUCUCGGACAAGGUGCAGACAGGCAUUUGCAAAGUUUUAAACUUCAUAAAACUUUUUUACAGGUUAGCCUGCUCCCCUAGGAGCAGAUCCAGUGGUGGAGAGUUUACAGAUGAAUUUAUGUAAAAAAAAAAAAACCACUCGCUAACACAUUCAUCUCCUACUUUUCAUUGAAAGUUUUAGCAGGAGCUGCAACGUUGUUGAUGAAUGUGAUAAUAGCGCCAUCUUGUGAUGCCCAUGUAACACAUCUUAAAGUCCUCAUCAAAAGAAAAUUAAUUUUUUGCAAAUGUACAGGGACAUCAUAAUUGUUUUUUCCUGUGGAAGUUUUAAGUGUUUUGCUGAUGAUCAGUAAUAAACAUCUGUGACCAUACCCUUUUUAAAUGAUCACUCAUUUUAGCAGAAAUUAGUUAUCAUAUGGUAUGUAGCAGUAGCUCCCAACUCUUUUCCUAAAGGGACCCUUUUUUCUUUUAUUGGGUACACUGAUGACCCCUGACUAAGUGACAUAUUUUAUGGAUAUGUAAUAUGAGUGCAUUCAUUGCAUAAGAAUAGCAGUACAAACAACUGAAAAAAUGUAAACAGCGGUGUGAGGAUUCAGGCAGCCCAGGGAGAGCAGCCCCUAUCAUAAAUGUGUUGUCAACAUAGCAAAAGGACAUCAUCUUUAAAAAGAACCAUUAACUAGAGAUGACAACUUUGGCACCGAAGAUUGAACUGUUUCGAAAUGUUUUGUCACUUCCACUUUUUUGUAGUUUGAUAAGGGAUUUGAAACGUGAUCAUGUCAAACUUGGACAAAAAGUUUUAAAGGGGCAUAAAUGUUUGAGAUGUUGUGUUGGGUUGACUAAAGAGAGAUUUUUGAGGAUUGUGCUAUAGUUGUUAGAGACCUAGGUCUAAGGCAUGGGAGUAGAGAAGCAGAGAGGCCGGUUGAGGCCAAACAAUGUGCAGCAAAUAUUAUUUCUAAAUAAAAAUCGUUGGACGCAA